AUGUUUCAAGGUCAUUACGGCCCCGCAGGCUUGUUGCAUCUUCUCUUCUCCGAUGUUUCUUUGGUUUGGUUGAUGAUUUCAACUCAGAUCAUUGAUAUCUGCUAUUUUGCUAUGAAUUUACUCUGUAAAUAUGUGUGCCAAAUGCAAGUGAAGGAAUGUCCUUUUAUUUGCAGUGAGUACUCGACCUUGAAUGUGGAAUGGGCGAGAAAGGGUGUAUUGAUGCCGACCAAUAAUUAUGCCGUAUUUUCUCAUAGUUUGAGUGGAAGUGUUGUCUUGUCGUUGAUUUUGACUGUCCUCUAUGUCAUGAUUCGUGGACGAGGAAAGAGAUCAUUUCUCUCUCUAUAUUCAAUCAUGUUUAUGGGUGUUGUUUCUCACUGGUUGUUAGAUGUGGUGGUCCAUCGUCCAGAUAUGAGCCUCUUCCCUCCUUGGACACACUCAAGGUUGGGCAUGGGAACUUGGCAUUAUUGGUCACGAUUACAAAAUCUACUCUUGGAAUAUUCAUGCGUUUUUGUUGGACUUGUUGGAAUCAUUGCCACAAGAAUUAUGAAUGAUGGCAUGACCAAGGGAGUUACUUCACAAUGGAGUUUCUGGAUGGCAUGUGGAUGUUACAGUUUACUGGCAGUCGUUUUAAAUUAUGUUGCUCUCUAUGAUGACACUCCACAGAAAAUGACAGAAACGGCCGUGGAUGGAGCAGUGUUGCAACCAGAUCAUGCCAUUCCGGUUUUCAUCUCUUAUGUGAUUUCAAUUUCCAUUUCAUAUUGGAUGGACUCUUCUCGAAGGUCAUCCACACAAGAUGCAUCCAAGAAGAAUAAAUGA
This is a messenger RNA of Naegleria fowleri, 816 nucleotides long. RefSeq lists its product as uncharacterized. NCBI's taxonomy places the organism in Eukaryota, Heterolobosea, Eutetramitea, Acrasida, Naegleriidae. The transcript has a single exon. The record is from RefSeq and is a predicted model, not a curated record. The coding region runs from base 1 to 816 and encodes 271 amino acids.